AAUUUGUCACAAUGAAAACAACCAAUAUUUUCAGGAAAAUAUUGCUUCUUUUUGCUUCAAUGAUGGCAGCCAAGUCCAAUGUUUUCCAAUAUAGAGAAAAAUAUUUACAAGUGGGUGGGCAAACCAGUUUCUAUUAUAGUGUUUUCGCUUUACACAAUGUAAAAAUACAUUUACCGUUUGUUUUGUCAAAGUCAAACAUGCUAUGGAGACCCUUCUGCUACCUUGGAACUACCAGCUUUUGAUUCACCUUGAGGAGAUUGUUCUGUUCUCGAAGAUCAGUGGUUCGGAUUUGAUGAAUUAGAGUGCGAAAAAAUACAACAUUUUUAUUAGAAAGAUCUUUGUUCUCGAAUAUCGGUGGUUCGGAUUUGAUGAAAUGGAGUGCGAAAAAAUACAACAUUUUUAUUAGAAAGAUCUUUAUUUUUAAGGAGAAUUCAUCAACUGAGUUCAUGGUGAUUUAAGCAGACACCAAAACCAAAACCAAGCUUCAGGAUUUCAAGCUUUCCUCUGAAACCUAUAUCAUCAGGUCGAGGAGCCCAGUUCAAAGGGAAGUGGCCCAUGAAUUGGGUUCUACGUUUUUGUGAUUUCCAGUUCAGAGAGCAGAUCUCCAAUUUGAAAGCACUGAUUUUUUAAACUGGGUUGUUGUUGUUUUCUGCAAUUUGUUGCCAAGAAGUGAGAUAUGGUGGAGGAGGAGGAUCUACAGUCCUCUGGUUCAGUAGAGGAACAUGAUUCCAGAAAAAGCUGCUGUGGUUGUUUCUUCGCUCCAAUCCACUGGUUCAAAAUGCUUGCCUCGGAAAUGCACUGGAGCUUUGUAUUUGGGGUCGUUGCUGUGUAUGGAAUAAGUCAAGGAUUGGGUGGAUCGCUUUAUCGUGUGGGGACAGAGUAUUACAUGAAAGAUGUCCAAAAGGUACAGCCUUCUGAAGCACAGAUUUAUUCGGGAAUUACUUCUAUUCCAUGGAUUGUCAAGCCUCUUUGGGGUCUUCUCACGGACGUUCUCCCAAUUUCUGGGUAUCGAAGGCGACCUUAUUUCAUUCUAGCUGGAUCUCUUGGUGUUAUCUCCAUGUUGAUUUUGUCAUUGCAUGAAAAGCUGCAUCUUGCACUAGCCCUUUUGUUUUUAACAGCUGGAAGUGCUGGUGCAGCAAUAGCAGAUGUGACCAUAGAUGCCUGCGUGGCACAGAACAGUAUUAGUCAUCCUUCAUUGGCAGCUGAUAUGCAAAGCCUGUGCGCAUUGAGUUCUUCCAUUGGAGCACUAGUGGGUUUCUCUAUAAGUGGUAUCUUUGUCCAUCUUAUAGGCCCUAAGGGGGUGUAUGGCUUGUUGGCAAUACCUUUUGGACUUGUAUUUACAGUUGGAAUUUUGCUUGAUGAGCCUCAUAUGCCCAAUUUUUCCUACGGAGAGGUAAAUCAGAAGUUCAUAGAUGCAGGCAAUGCUAUGUGGACAACAUUGAAAUGCCCUAAUGUAUGGAGGCCAUGUCUAUAUAUGUACUUAUCCCUUGCAUUAAGCUUGAACAUUGCUGAAGGAAUGUUUUAUUGGUAUACAGACACGACGAACGGUCCAGGUUUCUCUCAGGAGAAUGUGGGUUUUAUAUUCUCAAUCGGUUCGGUUGGCUCCCUACUUGGAGCAAUACUCUACCAAUACAGUCUAAAGGAUCAUCCUUUCCGCGACUUGCUUUUUUGGACACAGUUGCUUUUUGGUUUAUCAGGAAUGCUAGAUUUGAUUCUGGUCUUGCGAUUAAAUUUGAAAUUCAGUCUUCCUGAUUAUUUCUUUGUUGUGAUUGGUGAAAGUGUAUCUCAAAUGAUAGCAAGGCUCAAAUGGAUGCCUCUUCUUGUGCUUAGCUCGAAGCUUUGCCCUUCAGGCAUUGAAGGCACUUUCUUUGCUCUGCUCAUGUCAAUUGAUAACGUUGGACUUCUGUCGUCAACAUGGGGAGGAGGAAUCUUACUCCAUGUAUUGAAGGUUACUCGGAUACAAUUUGACAAUCUCUGGCUGGUCAUUUUGAUCCGAAACAUAUUAAGAGUUGCUCCUCUCUGUAUGCUAUUUUUGGUACCCAGAGCUGAUCCCAACUCUUCAAUUCUACCAGCUGAAAUCUUGAGUACAGAAGUUGAAAUUGAAACUCCAGAAACAAAGAAUAUUGAGUUGAUAUCCCUCAUAAACAGCGUUGAUAAUGGUAGAUAACUGAAACAAAUACAUUAAUUUCUGUACGAUUUUACAUUUUAAUGGCAAACAGAUUUUAAAAACCAAGCUUAACUUGGUUGAGUUGGAGACAAGAAAGAUGGCCUAAAUCAAGAAACUUUAUGGCGGUGGCCCUUAUGUAUGAUUCUUGCACUCGUGCUUUCUCGCAUAUUUUCUAUCAUGUGAAAUAUUUCAUUGUAGUGCAACAAGAUUAUAAUGAACACGUUAGGAAGAAUGCUCAGAUGAUUUUUUGUCAUUAUUUAAAAUAUAAUGUAUCACUUUUGUACUUGUUA
Molecule: messenger RNA, 2457 nt
Organism: Ziziphus jujuba (common jujube)
Lineage: Eukaryota; Viridiplantae; Streptophyta; Magnoliopsida; Rosales; Rhamnaceae
Product: probable folate-biopterin transporter 2
Exons: 5
Coding region: 677-2167 (496 amino acids)
Source: RefSeq, a predicted model, not a curated record